Messenger RNA from Micromonas pusilla CCMP1545, 951 nucleotides. RefSeq names its product cold-shock protein with RNA binding domain. Gene Ontology annotation, molecular function: RNA binding. Lineage: Eukaryota; Viridiplantae; Chlorophyta; Mamiellophyceae; Mamiellales; Mamiellaceae. The transcript has 3 exons. The coding region runs from base 1 to 951 and encodes 316 amino acids. The record is from RefSeq and is a predicted model, not a curated record.
AUGGCGGAGGAGGAGAGAGAGGAACCGGAGGCGACGACCGUCGCGGACGAUGCCCCGGAGGAGGUGAAGGAGUCGUCGCCGCCAUCGCCUCCCGCGGCGCCGAGCGAUGGGGUGAAGAUGUCCGGGACCGUGAACUGGUUCAACGUCGCGAAAGGCUUCGGGUUCAUCACGCGCGAAGACGGUCAGGGCGACAUCUUCGUGCACCAGUCGGACAUCUACUCAGAGGGGUUCCGGAGCUUACGAGACGAAGAGCCCGUGGAGUUCACGCUCCAGGAGAUCGGCGACGGGCGAUACAAAGCCGUGCACGUCACCGGCCCGAACGGCGCGUUCGUCCAGGGUGCGCUGCCGAGGAACUCGUAUCGGCAGCGAAUGCCGUACGGCGCGAACGCGCGCGGCGGCGUGCCCAGCCCCGGCGGCUUGAUGAUGCCCCCGGGCGUCCCCCCCGGAUGGAACGGCGCGUACGGCCCGGGGAUGGGGUUCCCCCCGGGCGUAUCCCCGCCGUUCGGAGCUCCGGGGUACGGUUACGGAGCCCCGGGCGCGUACCCGCCGCCGUGGGGCGCGCCGCCGUGGGACGGCGGCGGCGGCGGCGCGGGGGGUCCGCCCGGAGCGCGCGGCGGGACGCCGUGGACGGACGCGACGGGCGCGGGAGGCGCGCCGUCGCUCUCGCCGGCGGCGGGUCCGUUGGGGGACUUCGGACCGGGGAACAACAAGCGCGUCGUGGUGUUAAAUCUGCCGUUCUCGACGACGUGGGAGGAGCUGAAGGCGACGUUCGCUAGCGUCGGGUCCAUCGCGCGCGCGCACGUCGCCGUGGACGAGACGGGGAGGUCGCGCGGGUACGGCACCGUGCGGUUUCAGACGGAGGAGGACGCGACGAGCGCGAUCGAGAAGAUGAACGGCGCGGAGUACGAGGGAAGGGUCCUCACGGUUCGGAUGGAUAAGUAUCAGAACUGA